UUGGAUCGAUGGGCUCGCAAUCAGCUUCUCUUCAGCGGCCGCUCCAUUCUCCUUCGCCGCACAGCGUGCUGGCCCUCAGCAGGCUGAGCCGAGACGUGGACCGCGUCCGCUCGAGGUGACUCAGCCCACCUGAUGCUUGAAAUGUGUCCUCGUGCGUGCGGUGGAGAUGGCACGCCGGUGCUCCGCCACGCACCGUCCAGAGCAUCCUCACACAUGUGUCACCAUGCCAGAAGCGCCGUGCAGUCCUUCGCAAACGACAAGGCUGCCGCGCUCGACGCACAAGAACGUGUCGAACCCGUCUUAUCGAUAGGCGUGCAUGGCGUCCGCUCCGACACCGGCUUUUGUGCGACGAACCGCUGUGACUGUGAUUGAUGGCAACCAAAAUUAUUUUUUUUGUCGCUUGCACACGCUACCUCAAACGACACCAUGUCAACGCCGCUCCUUGCUGCAAUUGACAUUGGCUCAUACGCCUCGAGCUCCCGCGGACUGUCCCCAAAGCAAUUAUCCUAUGUCCACCACGUCUUCGCUCGGAUAGCUCCUGGUGCGGUGGAGGAUGCGCUCCACUAUCUAAGACAGACGACAGGCCUGUACUCGAGCUACUUUGACGUGACAGCGCUCUCCGACGUGAACGAUGUGGUCACAUUGCUGGAUUCAGGCGUAAAGAAAGCAUUCGUGACGAGGGAGCAGCUGGCGCAGUUGAAAGAUGUGGGACACCUGCACGCAGACCGGAUCGUACUCAGCGUUGCGGGCGAUCAGAAGGAGGAGAUAGGUAAUGCAAGCGGCGAUCAGAACAUUGGAAUAUAUGCACACGGCGUAAAGGACAACAAGUUCGUCCACGAUUUUCUACAGGGAUACGGUGCAUCGCGACCAGAUGUCUUCAUCGCGUUGCAGACAGCGUCGGAAAAUGACGUGGUCGAUGCAGUCAAGCUGGGCGCUACUGUGGUUGUGCCUGCCUCUCAGUUGACUGUGGAUCCAACAAACACGCCCGGCCUGAUAGAUGUAGCUAAAGUCCUCAUGGCCAACGCGAAGACCGAUAGGCAGGAUGGACUUUUCACGACUCUAGUUACGGAUGAGAGGGGCAUAGCGCUUGGCCUGGUGUACAGCAGCGAAAAGAGCGUCUCGGAGAGCCUGCGGACGGGGACCGGCGUGUAUCAGAGUCGAAAGAGGGGGCUGUGGUACAAAGGCGAGAGCAGUGGGGAUGUGCAGGAGCUGGUGCGAGUUGGCCUGGACUGCGAUUCCGACUGCCUUCAAGUGGUGGUGCGGCAAAAGGGUAGGGGAUUUUGCCAUUUGGCCACGGCAACAUGCUUUGGGCACUACUCUGGCCUGUCAAGGUUGCAGCAAACGCUAGAGAGCAGGAAAGCGUCAGCACCGGAAGGCUCGUACACCGCGCGUUUGUUUAACGAUCCGAAACUGUUGCAGGCUAAGAUCAUGGAGGAGGCAAGUGAGUUGUGUGAGGCGACAACCAAGGAAGACAUUGCAUUCGAAGCCGCGGACCUACUUUACUUUGCUCUUACAAAGUGUGUCGCUGCAGGUGUUAGCCUUUCAGAUGUCGAACAGAGUCUAGACGCAAAGAGCGUGAAGGUUAAGCGACGGAAAGGUGACGCGAAGGGCCCUUGGGCAGCAGCGGUGGGAGUUUCGAACGGAGCAUCUGCUUCAACGGCUCCAGAGACCGAGAAAUCAGCAAAGAACAACGUCACAGAGGCUGCUCCGACUCCCAAAGUGUCAGAUGACCCCGCAAAUGCAGUAGAGGCACGCAUACAGAUGCAGAGAUACGAUACUGCGACUGCUUCGCCUCAGGCCAUACAGGAAGCACUUCAGCGACCCUCUCAGAGAUCGACGGACAAGAUCAUGAACAUUGUGAACCCCAUCAUCAAGGAUGUCCGCGAAAAUGGAGACAAAGCCCUCCUAUCAUACACCCACAAGUUUGAGAGGGCCACUAGCCUAACGUCGCCAGUGCUCAAAGCGCCCUUUCCAGAGUCGCUUAUGCAGCUACCUCCGGAGACUAUCGAGGCAAUUGACGUGUCGUUUGAGAACAUCCGCAAGUUUCACGCUGCUCAGAAGGAGUCGAAGCCGUUGCAGGUCGAGACCAUGCCUGGCGUGGUAUGCUCACGCUUUAUGAGACCUAUUGAACGUGUCGGCCUUUACGUGCCGGGUGGCACAGCCGUCCUUCCUUCCACAGCUCUCAUGCUUGGUGUGCCGGCCAUGGUGGCCGGAUGCAAAAAAAUUGUAAUCGCAUCGCCUCCACGGGCGGACGGCUCGCUCACUCCCGAGAUCGUUUAUGUGGCGCACAAAGUAGGCGCUGAGAGCAUCGUGUUGGCCGGUGGCGCACAGGCUGUAGCGGCGAUGGCAUACGGCACCGAGUCCGUCAGCAAGGUCGACAAAAUCCUAGGCCCUGGCAACCAAUUCGUCACGGCGGCAAAGAUGGUCGUCAGCAACGACACGAGUGCGGGCGUCAGCAUAGACAUGCCCGCCGGACCGAGCGAGGUGCUCGUCAUCGCCGACGAAACUGCAAAUCCUGCAUUUGUAGCUUCGGAUCUGCUCAGUCAAGCGGAACAUGGUGUGGACUCGCAGGUAGUCUGCAUUGCGGUCGAUCUGUCGGAACAACAACUUGCUGCAAUCGAGGACGAAUUGCACAGGCAGGCGCAGGCGUUGCCGAGAGUGGACAUUGUGAAGGGUGCUAUCGAGCACAGCGUAACGCUGAAGGUCAGGGACAUCAACGAAGCUAUGGCUCUGAGCAACUUGUAUGCGCCCGAACAUCUGAUACUGCAGGUCAAAGACGCCGAGAAGGUCGUCGAUCUGGUGCAAAAUGCUGGGUCCGUGUUCAUUGGACCCUGGACACCCGAAAGUGUGGGCGAUUAUUCUGCUGGUGUCAAUCACUCGCUGCCAACGUACGGGUAUGCAAAGCAGUACUCUGGCGUCAAUUUGGGAUCCUACGUGAAGCACAUCACCUCGUCUAAUCUGACCGCAGAGGGUUUGAAGAACGUGGGGCGUGCCGUCAUGCAGCUGGCAAAGGUGGAGGAAUUGGAAGCGCAUCGGCGUGCGGUCGCUAUACGACUAGAGCACAUGGCGGCUUCAUCGUGAUGCUACAGCGGUGCAAGGAAUUCAUGCUGUCCGAAGAGAUAACAAUGACAUGUAGAAAGAGUGCAUAUCAAUAUCACAUGCCGCCCUCUCACUUCCGGCUUGCUACC
This is a messenger RNA of Verruconis gallopava, 3188 nucleotides long. Its product is annotated as histidinol dehydrogenase. Bases 427 to 3081 code for a protein of 884 amino acids. Gene Ontology annotation, biological process: L-histidine biosynthetic process. Gene Ontology annotation, molecular function: histidinol dehydrogenase activity; phosphoribosyl-AMP cyclohydrolase activity; metal ion binding. Lineage: Eukaryota; Fungi; Ascomycota; Dothideomycetes; Venturiales; Sympoventuriaceae. Gene Ontology annotation, cellular component: cytoplasm. The transcript has 2 exons. The record is from RefSeq and is a predicted model, not a curated record.